UUCCUAUUUGUACCACCGAUGAGAGUUACUACUACUAGUUACUAGAGUAAUCUCUUUGACCUUAUUAAUUAUAUACACACUCUCUGUCACAGAAUCCUCACCAUCAUCUCUCUCCGCACCUUGUUUUGCAUAACAAUUCAUAUUUCACAACUCUAACCACUUUGCUACAUCACCAAACAUAACUGUCCCAUGAAUCUCAAUAAUGCCGCCACACACAAACACAUGAAGGACCGGUAACUACCAACAUUCAUCUCAGAAACAACAGAGACAUAGCUUUUCCUCUUAGAUGGGUAAGAAAGGAAGCAACUGGUUCUCAUCAGUGAAGAAAGUUUUCAAGUCUUCUUCUAAGGACUCGCCGGUGCCGGAAAACAAGAAGGAAAAGGAAGAGAAUUGGCAAAAUGAAACAGCAGAGGAAGUAUCUAUGGAGCAUUUUCCUGCAUAUAGUUCACCAGAUAUCACCAAUGAAGGAAGUACCACAUCAACACCAAUGACGGAAGAAAGAAACCAUGCUAUUGCCUAUGCAGUAGCAACAGCAGCGGCGGCUGAGGCUGCGGUGGCAGCUGCUGAAGCAGCUGCUAGAGUAGUGAGAUUGGCAGGCUACGGACGUAACUCUAAGGUCGAAAGAGCAGCAAUACUCAUUCAAUCACACUAUAGAGGUUACCUAGCUCGACGUGCACUGCGUGCAUUGAAGGGGUUAGUAAGAUUACAAGCACUUGUGAGAGGACAUAAUGUGCGGAAGCAAGCACAGAUGACAAUGAGAUGCAUGCAAGCAUUGGUGAGAGUACAAGGAAGAGUAAGAGCUCGCAGACUCCAAUUGACUCAUGAGAAACAUCAAAGAACAGUUGAGGAAGAACAACAACAUCAUCCUAUGACAAAUGGUUGGGAUUAUAGGCGUCAAAGUAGCCAGAAAGUCAAGGAAAAGGCUCUUCCACACACUUUCAAGCGUCAGCAACAACAAAAGCAGUAUUUGCAUAUAGAUCCAACUCCAAGUGUGGAUGAUAUUGAAAGCUAUGUGAAUGAACGUGAAAGAGCUCAAUUGGAUUGGAACUGGUUGGAACAAUGGAUGUUAUCACAAUCACACAAUGUUAAGCACUUAGGACUGGGCCCACUUGAGACCCCACCCUAUACAACCACCACUGAUGACAUGUCUGAGGAAAAGACAGUUGAAAUGGACAUGAUGGGCCUUAUGAACCAAGAAUAUCAUGAGUUAAGCCCAAUCUCUAAAUACCACCAAAGACAGCCCAGUGUACCAAGCUAUAUGGCCCCAACACAAUCUGCAAAGGCCAAGAUUCGGAGUCAUGGCCCAUCAAAGCAUCGGGCUUCGUUUGGGUCUUACUGGAGCUCAUCAACAAGGAGUCCUACAAUUGGGCUGGGCUAUGACUCGUCUGGCUCUAGCGGGGCCACGGCUGCUCAUGCGAUAACAAGAAGCCCAAGCCCAAAAAUGAAUGGGGUUCGUCUUCAAUCGAAACGGAUUUCGGGUGUUGCGGAUUGGCCCAUUCCUCCUGGAGGUCAUGGAUGGACAAGAUUUGAUUAAUCUGUUAUAUUUUUCAAAACUUGUUUUGUGUGCAUGCAUUUGUAAUUUAAUUAUUAUAUAAGGGCAGUGUAAUGUCAUGAAAUUGUAUAAACCGCAUCCCUGAAUAAUAUCUAGGUAUCCUAUUUUAUGUUAUGUCACUGCCACUCGGAAAAAUGGUCCUCCAUGUUUUUUUGUUCAUUUGGUAUAAAAUAAGUUAAUGUUUGUUUGUA
This is a messenger RNA of Lathyrus oleraceus (garden pea), 1743 nucleotides long. RefSeq names its product protein IQ-DOMAIN 21. The record is from RefSeq and is a predicted model, not a curated record. Gene Ontology annotation, molecular function: protein binding. Lineage: Eukaryota; Viridiplantae; Streptophyta; Magnoliopsida; Fabales; Fabaceae. The transcript is spliced from 5 exons. Bases 287 to 1534 code for a protein of 415 amino acids.